Molecule: messenger RNA, 4507 nt
Organism: Syngnathus typhle (broad-nosed pipefish)
Lineage: Eukaryota; Metazoa; Chordata; Actinopteri; Syngnathiformes; Syngnathidae
Gene: homer1b
Product: homer scaffold protein 1b
Exons: 8
Coding region: 213-1430 (405 amino acids)
Biological process (GO): G protein-coupled glutamate receptor signaling pathway; regulation of store-operated calcium entry
Cellular component (GO): cytoplasm; dendrite; postsynaptic density
Molecular function (GO): G protein-coupled glutamate receptor binding
Source: RefSeq, a predicted model, not a curated record
CUCGUUGCUGCAGACAUUCCCAUAUCGGCGCAUAGAGAGACGCCACUGACUGCAAAAGAGGGCAAAGACUGCAUGACUGCAGCUGGCUGGCAAUGAUGAUGACACAAUUACUCUCCAUUUAAUGCGUGCGUUUAUAGUCAAGAAUACACCUGCGCAUACUGGACGAUGCACAUUCAUAGUCGCUCUGGUUUGGACUUUAUUUUUUGGUAACGAUGGGGGAUGGUGAGCUCGUUUUUCAGUUGCCCGGGAGAUCCGGCUCUCCGGCGGACAGCAGGAGUUUCAGCAGCGGCGUUGGCUUCGGGGAGACUUUGCUACUGCGGCACAAAGAAGUUCAUAACUUUUUUUUCGUCCCCUUCAGGGAGCAGCCCAUUUACAGCACGCGGGCCCACGUCUUCCAAAUUGACCCCAACACCAAGAAGAACUGGCUGCCCACCAGCAAGCAUGCCGUCACCGUGUCCUACUUUUACGACAGUACUCGCAAUGUCUACCGCAUCAUCAGCCUGGAUGGUACCAAGGCAAUAAUUAACAGCACCAUCAGUCCCAACAUGACGUUCACAAAGACCUCACAGAAGUUUGGCCAGUGGGCGGACAGUCGCGCUAACACUGUCUACGGCCUGGGAUUCUCCACUGAACAUCAUCUGUCCAAGUUUGCAGAGAAGUUUGCAGAGUAUAAAGAAGCAGCGCGGCUUGCUAAAGAGAAAAGCCAAGAGAAGAUGGAAAUGGCCACUUCGCCAUCUCAGGAGUCUCCAGCUGGGGAUUUUUCGUCACCUUUGACCCCUGUGACUCCACCCAUGGAAAAUAUCAACGGCACAGAUGAAAUCUGUGACACGACCCCCAACUCAGACUCCAGACCAGAACCGUCACAAAACGCACUGGCCUUCGCUCAUAGCCCGGCAAUGACAAAACACUGGGAAGCCGAGUUGGAGGCACUAAAGGGGAACAAUGCCAAGCUAACAGCGGCUCUGCUGGAGUCUACUGCCAACGUCAAACAGUGGAAACAACAACUGGCUGCCUACCAGGAGGAGGCCGAGAGACUACACAAACGAGUGACAGAGCUCGAAUGCCAGAGCAACCAAAGCCCGGCCAUCAAAUCUCAGAAGACAGAACUCAACCAAACCAUCGAGGAACUGGAGGCAACCCUGAGGGACAAAGAAGAGGAAAUGGAAAAACUAAAAGAAGAAUUGGAAAACAUGAAUGACCUCAUGGAGCAGAAAGACACUCUCUCCCAGAAACUGGAGGAAACGGAGCUCCGCAGUCGGGUGCUGGAGCAGCAGCUGGCGGGGGCCGAGCAGCGGCUGGAGGAGACUCAGGAGGAACAGGAGAACUUCAGGAAGAGCCUGCGAACGCUGCUGGAGCUGCUGGACGGCAAGAUCUUUGAGCUGACCGAGCUCAGAGACACUCUGGCCCGACUCAUAGAGGAGGCCAGCUAAGAAAAGGAGCUGCCACACGUCUUCAUUACAGAGCCAUACAACCACCUUCCCCAUGAUGAAGUUGAGAGCCCUCAAAAAUCUGAUUGCGAUCUUCCCCCUUUGUGGCUCAGAUAACGAGACUCAUCUUUGCCUCAUUGAAUCUAUGUAUCAUUCCUUCUUUCCAUUUUCAGUUUGACACAAUCAAAAUAAUUGCCUGUGUAUUUGUUUUAGAUAGCUGGAAUUUGUCACUAACAUUUCUCAUACUAAUCAAUAGAUGGCGAUGGCGUGGCGCUAGAAGAUAUCAUGCUGCUUCUCCAUCCAAAAUUCCACAACUGUGAAUUUUGUACCACUAAUUUGAUUCCUCUUCACCUGAAUCCCGCUAAUUAAUUGUAAUUAAUGUGAAGGCGCCAAGCUCUCGCCACCCAUUGGUCAGGAUGAGAAAUAUUGUCAGUGACAAUAAUAUUCUAAUAUUCCAAAACCAAUACAUAGACAAUUUUUCAAUUUGUGUCUUGUGCUAUAUUUUACUUGUGUUUUAUAAAUUAAAAUUGAUAACCAAGCUGAUAUUAGACAUUGACUCUCUUGCUCCAAAGAACAAACGAGAAACACGACCAAUUAAUCUCAAUUUAAACCAAAACAAAAACACCAAACUAAUCAGUUAAUUGGCUAUUAACAAUUACAUAACAUUAAUUGGAUAUUUUUCAAUUGAAAAGGGAAAGAACAACUGAUAUUAUUAUUAUUAUUAUUAUACCCAAAUUGGCUGCUUGUUGAAGUGAUGGGACUCCAAGCCCCUCUCAGACGCCCACGUGCACACUCCCACUUAACUGUGCCUCAGUGCCAUCUGUUGUGUCACUGCGAAAACUACACUACAUCAUCACAGCUUGUAGCAACGCCCCCCCCCCCCAACCCCACUUCACUCUCCCCUGACAAACGUGGAAAGUCAUGUGGAAAUAAUGGCUCUGAAGACAGUAAAGAAAAAAAUGUUGCCAAAGCUGCCAGAUCUUUUCAAACAUUGUCCUCACGCUACGCUGAUUCAAAGUGACUCGACUGUACAGAGAAGCAACUAAGUGUCGCAGUUCCGGAGAAUUAAUGGACGACUUUCCACCAAAACACAAAGGAACAUUGCAGAUGCUCCCAAUGUCUGGACGCACAGAGCUGUCACCAAACCGCAUUACAAUAUGGUACACUUCAAAACCUUCCUUGAUAGCAGUGGACUUUUUAUAUGAAUUAGAAAAAAAGCAAUCAUUGACCUUUUACAGCAGAUGGACCACAUACCAAGACAAAGCCCUUGACCAUCCAUCCGAAGAGUCCAUUAAUUUCUAUUUUUAUCUAGAUAAGAUCAUAAUGCAAAGUCUUCAAUACAAUACACAUUAUGUUUUACUUAACAUUUUAUCUUAGCUAGGUGUUGUUUUAGUUCUUUGGCAUUACCAAAUUCCUAUUUGCAGUGAUUUUCUGCAUAUAUGGAUUUCUCCUCGUGAUUUUCAUCCAUUUGCAUUUUCUUUAAAAAUGUUGCUUUGGCACCAUCUUGCUGCAUCUUGUUGCCAAUGAACUAUGUUUAAGUGAGUUGAGGAGUUCCAUGUAUUGAUUUUUUAUCAUCUUGUGGCAAUUUUAAACUAAAAUCAAAGUUGGUUGACAGUACUAAAUGCAGUGCUACCUGCAGUUGAAUUCUUUUUAAAUUGAAGGCACCCUUGUGUACAUACAUUUUUGAAUCAUGACUUUUUCCCAUCUGCUGUAUCUGGCUAUCCAUUUGCCCUUCAUGUAAAAUCCCCACUGCUUAAUGGAAGAUGGAAACCUUCUAUGGGCGUUAUCAUGCUACACGGAAACGUCAGAAGGCCGUGUGACCUGGUCGGAUGGGGCAUGAGAGUGUCUCGCAUCCAGACUGCUUCCACCGUCGCAGGCAACUGAGCCGUCUUCCUGCCAAACUCAGUGUGGCGUGCGUGUGUACGUGAGUGUGGAGCUUCUGACCUUCAGCUUCAAAGUGUGCCUUCCGAGCACACGCCAGCGGACAUACCGAUUCUUUGUACAUAGUAAAAUGUGUGUGUUGUGCCUGUUUUGGGGACACGGAUGGUCGACACCUGCGCACUCACACUGAGCAAUACCAGGCAGGCUCUGUACAACACCUCUCUGUCAUUCUAUCAGGUACUUUUUCUUCAAGUGGACUGCACACGCAUCAAUGCAGAUGAUCCCCCCCCCCCCCCUCACCCGACCAACAGGAAGUGAAUUGCUCUUGACCGCUAACCUGUGUGGCAGCCCUCCUGGUCAAAGCGGUGCAUCACGAAGGGCUUCUAGAGUGUUCUAUUCACUUCUUGUGUGUGACUUUGCACCCUGAGUAAAACCGGCCACAGCUUUUCCCUCCUAUGGGUGAACACAGAACUGUUUUUUGGUUUUUUUUUACACUGGCUAUAAUUGUGUUUUAAUUAGAGAACCAUAUACGACAACUUUGUACUCAUGUAAAUGGAUGGAAAGCAAAUGCAGUAACGCUGUGCAACGACUUAUUGUUGUGUAUUAACCCAUGGAAAAGUGUUACUGUAGAGUACAGUGGACUUUGUAAGCAUAAGAUGGCAAUCUUUUGUCUAUAUUGAUUCUGAAAAUGCAUAACAGUGCAAUACUCCGAUAUGUACCGGGUCGAUUAUUAUUAUCUUUGGGAAAUCUUUGCCUUUGACUUUCAAGGUCUCUCGUUUAUUUUAAAAACCUCACGCAAGAUGCUGCGACUUCAACAGUCCUAAAUCACAUUAUGAAUUGAGCACCUUGUUUUCACUGUGUAACCACUAUUUCGAAACACCCCGAUAUAUUUAGAUUUGACUUUCACGCGGUGAUACUCGAUAAGUUGCACAGGUUAAUACACUGGAAUAAGGCCCAUGUACCGAAACGUUACUCAAAUGUAGACUUUGGAGGUGGAACACCUUAAUUAUAACAUGCUUGAUUGCUGACGAAUGCCUUUGUACAGCGGUGGAUAUAAAAAGCUUUUUGUUUUCUUGUUUUGUAAUGUAUGGUAUUUAAUGUAGGUAAUAUUAUUGUAUUUAGAGGUAUGAGAGGACCGGCAAUAUUUUUGACUAUUUAAAGUAAUUUUGAACUCAUGAUAUUAAAGACGUACCUCAGGA